Molecule: messenger RNA, 1839 nt
Organism: Capronia coronata CBS 617.96
Lineage: Eukaryota; Fungi; Ascomycota; Eurotiomycetes; Chaetothyriales; Herpotrichiellaceae
Product: glutamyl-tRNA synthetase
Exons: 1
Coding region: 1-1839 (612 amino acids)
Biological process (GO): glutamyl-tRNA aminoacylation
Molecular function (GO): glutamate-tRNA ligase activity; zinc ion binding; tRNA binding
Source: RefSeq, a predicted model, not a curated record
AUGAGGACGCGCCCGAGCGCCAGGCUUGCCUUUGCCUCUGCCUCUGCCUCUUCCACCGGCUGGAUCUGCAGAUCGUGUCGUGCCCAUGAGGCGCUGGUAGCGGAAUAUCUUCCCCCUGUGCCCAGCCUCGUCAAGACUCGAAAGUCUUCCACCACCACCAAGUCUACGUCUCUCCGGAGAGGAAAACUUCCUGACACACCCGCUCGAACACGAUUCGCGCCUUCACCCACAGGCAACCUCCAUCUCGGAUCGAUCCGUACAGCUCUCUUCAACUACCUCCUUGCGCGAGCCACCAAGGGCCAGUUCCUCCUCCGCAUCGAAGACACCGACGCAAAGCGGACAGUGCCCGGCGCAGAAGAGAGACUCUACGAAGAUCUGACAUGGGCAGGUCUGCACUGGGACGAAGGGCCCAUCGUGGGCGGCCCAUACGGCCCCUACCGACAGUCCGAACGGAUACCCACAUACAAAAAGCACAUUGAGAAGCUGCUGACCAGCGGCCGAGCGUAUCGAUGUUUCUGUUCCUCCGAACGAAUCGACGAACUCAACCGCCGUCGACACGACAAAGGACUCAAGCUGGGUUACGACCGGAAAUGCACCCAUCUCUCGACUGCGGAAGCCGAAGAACGAGCGUCUCGCGGUGACCAGCAUGUGAUCCGGUUCCGCUCACCGGAGACAUGGCCACGAUACAACGACCUUGUCUACGGCCGGAGCGGACACGGCGCAGAGAAGACGAAGAAGCUACUGGCCGAUGAACCGGUCUACGAAGACACGAUACUGAUUAAGUCCGACGGCUUCCCGACAUAUCACUGGGCGAAUGUGUGCGACGACCACGAAAUGCACAUCACCCAUGUCGUGCGUGGCUCGGAAUGGAUGGCUUCGACACCACUUCACGUGGCACUGUAUGAGUCCCUGGGCUGGACCGUGCCUCUUUUCGCCCAUGUCCCGCUCCUCGUGGACCAGAACCGGCAAAAACUAAGUAAACGCAACUUCGACUCGGACAUCUCGGGUUUUCGCGCAAAGGGCAUCUUCCCUGACGCGCUGGUCAACUUCGCAGCCUUACUGGGCUGGUCGCACACGCAGAAGAACGAUGUGCUCGAUCUGCCCCAGCUCGAGCGCCUCUUCGACUUGAAGAUCACCAAGGGCAACACCAUCGUCUCCUUCGACAAGCUGCAAUACCUCCAAAUCAAGCAUGCUCGACGCAGGGUCGAAGCCGGGGGCGAGCCGUUCGAGCAGAUGAUCCGCGACGUGGCUGUCGCUGUUUUGCACCGGUACGGCGCCGCGCGCGUCAUGCAGGUUCUGGCCAAACGUCCUCUCCGCGACGUGCUCGCGACGAUCUUGAGAGUCGGGUCUCUGCCAUACCGAUCCGCCGUGGAUUUCGCAGAACAGUGCUCCAUAUUCUUCGAGCCUGCGUCUCCUCCGACAGUGGAACAGCUGGAACAUGCAGCGAUCGAUCCUGCACAUCUGCAUUAUCUGCGUGUUGCAGCGUCUACACUGUGUCUUGUUCCCGAGUCCGACUGGACUGAGGCCGUCCACCACUCACAGCUGCGCAUGCUGGAACAAGUCCCCGAUGAGAGUGUUCAAGACGCAGCGAAAUGGAAGCGCGAUCUCUACCAUUACCUGCGUUGGGCCUUGAUCGGUGGAGAAAGUGGCCCCGGGGUCGCUGUGACCCUGGAGAUUCUCGGUCGCGAUGCAUCGAUCGAUAAGAUUCAGGCUGCGAAUCGGAUGUCGCAAGAGUAUGAGAUGGACAAGACCAAGCCUGUCAUUGAGGCACAGGCGUUCAAGGGCACCGUCGACGGCAAGAGACGACUCGACAAGGAGUGGAAGGGGUAUACCUUUUAA